Prorocentrum cordatum is the source of this 1269-nucleotide messenger RNA. The record is from the annotation of a GenBank genome assembly. Lineage: Eukaryota; Dinophyceae; Prorocentrales; Prorocentraceae.
GUGGAGGACAACCCAAGUACCAGGCGGGUGUUUGACGAAAGGCGACGGGCGCUUGCACGGCCGCUAGCGAUAUCUUUCUUUAGUUGCCGUGGAAGGAGACAGAUGCAGCCGAGGAGCCGAAGAGGAAGAAGAAGCGUAAGGAGAGGGUCAAGAGGGAGGACGGCGGGGACCUGGCGGACUUCCUGCGGCAGAUGAAGGGGGAGCCCGAGGAGGAGGAGGGCGGCGAGGACGGCGGCGACGCGGCCAGCAGCGAGGAGAGCGAUGGGAACGUGGUUGAGUUCACCGCUGGCGACCACGAGACCUGGGAGAGGCUGCUCCGCGAGAAGAUGGAGAGGGCGGGGGUCACGGAGAUUCUCCCGGACGGGCUCUCGAUCACUGACGCCAAGGGUGCGCUGGUCGACCUGACUGGUGGCACCCGCCUCAGGCCGGAGCACUUCCCCAUCCGCGUGCGGUACUCGCUGCCAGUGGGCGGGAGGCCGAGACCGCCGUCGCCCGUGCGCGUCAAGAGCACCUACGUGCCCCUGAAGCGGACGCUGCCGCCGCAGCGCGGCGAGGCGAAGAGAGAAGACCCGGAGCAAGAAUGCCAGGAAGAAGACAAUGAGCCGAUCGUGGUCGAAAAGUCAGCCAUCCACAUAUCUGGCGUCAACGGCCUGACCAAGAAGCACGUGCUCCUUCUCAUCAAGGCGAAGGGGCUGCCGAUGCCUGACGGGUCGCAGGACCCAGACAGCAAGACCGCGAGUUCGAAACUGAAGCAUCUUAAGACGGAGGUCAUCAAGGAGGGCGAUCGCGUGAAGGCCAAGGACAGCGAUGCCGAUGGCGAAUGGGACGAGAAGGACCGAAACAAGUGGAAUUGGGCUACGGUCCAAGAGGUGCUGCACAAGGACGGACCCUACUUGCUGAGCUGGGACAACGCGAGCCACACCAGCCGCGUCGGCGCAGAGGCAAUCCAGAAAGAGUCGAUGCUGGUAGAGUACGCGACGGAAUACGGGGCCGACCUUGCGCUGAGAGGCUUCGAGACAGGGUUCAAGAACUUGAAGAUCGUCGACGACGGGUCAUCGGAGCAGAAUCCUGCGCUGUACCGUGCGCGCAAUGGCUUGAUGAAGUUCCGCUUCGCGACCUCUGCGGAUCAGAAGAACAGGAUCGAGCCGAAGAAGGAACCGAAGGCAGUCGAGCAGCGCAGCGGGCCAGACGAGAAGAGGAAGGAGCGGCCCCGCUGGGAGCGCGAGCAGUGCCUCCGCCUCCGCAUCAACGGGGACGCCGAGGAGGUGG